Messenger RNA from Symbiodinium sp. CCMP2592, 2787 nucleotides. Lineage: Eukaryota; Dinophyceae; Suessiales; Symbiodiniaceae. The record is from the annotation of a GenBank genome assembly.
AUGGUUGAAGGGCAGCCUCUCUCGGAUACAUCGGCUGCUCAGAGCACACGGAUAUGCACAGAGAUGCGGCCACAAAACCUUUCAAACUGGGCAUGGUCAUUCGCCCUGGCACAAUACAGAAACAUUCCAUUGAUGGGCCUGAUAGCUCAAGUUGCAGAGACAGCAAGAAUUGUGAAUGAGCUCGAUUUGCAAGGUUUAGCCAACAUGGCAUGGGCACUUUCAAACAUGCAGUCGGCAGACAGCCUCACCUUUGCGGCCUUGGGCCAACGGCUUCUUGCACUGGACUUUGGGGAUGGUCGAUCUGAUUGGAAUCGUGCGGCUAACGAGUUGACGCACAUAUGCCAACUCGUUUGGGCCUUCUCCUUCGCCAGUCGCUUGUGGCCAGAGCUCGAAGACAAAUUGCAGCAUGCGCUGCGAUGCAUCGGGACAUACCUCGAUAACAUGGAUCUGCCCGACCUUGUGUCGGCUCGGCAUCAUCAAAGGUUGUCGAGCAAGGAGCGACCAACCGUGGUCAUGCAGCUGCAGGGCAUCAGCGUUGUUUUCAAACCACCUUACUGGGAAGUCGAUGCCAAGGGCCAGCUCUCUGGAAGUGGUUUGUAUCUGUCAUCCUACAUGCAGCACUCCCACCCAUUUUCGUGCGUGGUGCGCAUGGCGGCUUUCGAGUAUGGUUUCGUGCAUCGCUUGGACAUUCCCAGCUCUGGCUUGGUUCUAGCGGGGACAAGCUUUCGCGGGCUUGCAGGGCUGCAGUGGCAAAUGCACACAUACUCGAUCUGCCGUGAAUAUGUUGUGCUUCUUGCUGGAACUUGGCCAGUGGCAAUGCAGAAGAUCAAUGUCAACGUCCAAGACUUUAUUGCUGGUCGCAGCCACGUGAGCGCCGAUGGCCGACCAUCCGAAACCCGAGUCAAGGGCCUUGCUCACGCACGAUCCUGGUCACGCGAUGAACAUCUCAGCUUGGUUUCCAUUUCCAUCUGCACAGGUCGCAGACAUCAGAUUCGAGUCCACGUGCAGUGGCAAGGGCACCCCACAGUUACAGACGAAAAGUACUCCCACCGCUACGUUGUCAGUGUCAUGAAGCCCAACCUGGUGGCCAACAAGGCAUGUGCAGCACGGGUGCGGAAAAGGGAGCAGGAGAUGUUGAAGUCGCGCAUCAAGAAUGUCAAGCCACAGAUCGACACACGACCUCCUGACAGCAUGGCCCUCGAUCAUGUGCGGAACAACCUGAAGCGGGAGCAGCUGCUCGAAGAGAGGUACCAUGCUAUCGACCGCGACAACCGCAUUCUUCUGCAGAAAAUGUCAGACAUCAUGAAGACGCCGUCUGUGAAAUCUGGCCUUGGUGCACAAAGCAGUCCGGCCAUUAACACGCGAGAUGCUCGAAAAGCUGAGCUGUCGCGAAUCACGCAGGAGAACCUCGCCAUUCUCAAGCGCAUCCAGCAGGCACAGCCAGUGUACAAUCACGUCGAAUGGGAUGACUCGUACCGACGCACCAUUGAGCGUUGCAAGUCCUCGGCAGCACAGAGAGUGCGCAGGUUCGGAGGUAUGCCGUUCGAGUUUGAGCUCCCCAGUAAGCCGGUGCUCGUAGCUGGCGGGUUCGGAGGUCCUGCGGUAAUGUUCUUGGUGACGCCUUUCCGAAAUGGUCUCACUCUGGGUGCCACAAGUCCUGCAAGUGCCGUUGAGCUGUACCAGCAGGUUUUUGCACAGGGCCUUGCUAAAGGCUGGACAGGCGGUGCCUUUACUGCGCGAGCAGCAUGCCCACAGUUUCUAUGCCUAGGACCAGCAUACCACUUCUAUGCUUCGUUUUCAGGUGUCGGCGGUGGUGUUCUCCUCACCAGCCUCACUGAGACCCUGAUCGUUUACGGAGCAGAGACGAAGAAUGCUCAGCUGGCGAUGAACCAGAAAAGCCCCGGCAGCAUCCCUUCAGUGCAUCCGUCAUGGAAGCCUUUUGGCCCUGGAUUCGGCAUCCACGUCUUCCGGAACGUGAUUGCGACGGCAGGACUCCGAAUGUUCUGCAAACCGUGCACAACCGCUAUUGAAAAGGCGACCGGCAAUAGCAAUUCAAUGACUACGCUGGCAGGAGAUUUUGCUGGAAAUGUUUGCGCAGCUUGCCUGUCCGCCCCAGUCCACCAGCUUUACAGUUACACCGUGACAACGCCAGAGCUGAGGACCCUUCCCGGCGCGGAGCAGAGGGAGAGAAUGGUUUCGUUUCUGAAAAAUCAAUAUUUGGACACCUCCAACGGAAGGACAAGGCUGAGUGGACUGGUCCCGCGCGAUCUUUUCAUGCGCAGCAUGUACGUGGCAGUGGCCUACACGAUGUACUCCACGGUCGAGCGGACUUUGGUGGCCAACUGGAACAGCUGCGAAUAUCCUCUCACUCUGACAAAGAAGAAGGUGCCGACAAGGUCAAGCAGCCUGACCCCGCUCUCCGGAAAGGCCAACAAAGGCAUGGCGACGACUACAGGCUCCCUCGGUGCUCUUGCCCCAGGCGAAGUCGGUCAGGAGUCUGCUGGAGACGAUUUGAGGUACGUCUUGAAAGAGGGCAAAGACAUCAAUGGCGUGUUCUACCUCUGUGAGAUGGCAACGGAUGGACGCAGCUUGGCGAUCACAGCGUACGAUGCAGAGCAGAAAACCACUUUAGAGUUGCUGGUGAACGAGAAGAACCACCGGAGGCUGUACCGAGACCACAACGGCGACUACAGGGCCAUUGCCGCUAAACUAUGCUUGGAUGGCGAGCAGCUCUACAUCAAUCACGAUGGCAUGAUGCCAGAUGGAAAACCCGAACGGGCCGUGUGA